ACUAAAGUACUUGGAUAACAUAACCUCAAGGAUUCAUGAGAUAAAAAGUGCUUAUACAAUUUAUAUAUUGUACUAUUUAUUAUUCAUAUAAGUUGAUACAGAAGUAAAAGUGUUUUAUGACAUAGUGAGAUAAACGGAAAGAGGAAAAUGAUUUCUCGAAUAACUACAUAACAUAUAUUAUUAAUUUUUGAUUUAUACUUGAAAUAGGUGUUGUUAUAGUAUUGUACAUUUUAUUAAAGAUUUAUUAUAACUGAGGAAUAUUCAGUACAAUUUUAAUUUUGUUAAUAGAAAAAGUUAUUAAUUUUUACUACAUCAUGUCAGCUACAAAGGAAGUGCCGGAACUACAAAUCUUCAAAACAGUAUUAUUUCAUUGUGUAGUAAUAAUAGCCUUACCUGUAUUGUCUUUCUUUACUAGCAAAAUUUUUAUUUUUGAUGGUUUAUUGGGCCUUAAUAAUGUACCAAGCAACGUAUAUUCGGCUGGAGUUGCAAUUUUAGUGUUACAUGUGGCUCUGGGAGCAUUUAUAUACCGUGCAUACUUCGAUGAUCAAUCGAAGAUACAAACUAAGCGAGAUUAAACAUUUCUUUUACAUGUGUAUGCAAUUAAGUACAUAUUCUUGAUAACACAUUUAUUCGUGUAUACUCAUCAGAUGGAGGAUGUUACAUUGUAUUGUGUUACAUUCUGCAAUUCACAUAUUUCUUGGUCAAAGUUUUAGGUAAUAUUUUUUUAUUGAAUACUGUAAACUAUGUAAAUGGCAAAUAUAUCUGUACUUGUAUCAAUCAAUGAAACAUAAUCGCUAAAUAAAAAGCAAUAACAUUCCCACACAAGACUUGCAUAUUGUACAGCACAAACUUUGCAAUAUAGAUACAUCUAUAUGGAAUAGGAUUCCAUUACAUAUCUUCUGUUCAAAAAACUUUUGCAGCAGAUUAUUUCAUAGUUUAUAGCGUAGCUUGCAAUAGUUCAUAGUACCUUUAUGUAUCAUAUCAGAUCCAUAAAUUAAUUAUAGUGCACUUUAUGAUCACAGUACUAGAAUUAUUAGGGGCGAAUCUGUAAGAUUUGGAGUUUUUAUAUGGUUCUUUAAUAAAAUAUGAGGAAAGAAAUUUUCACACUGAAAGAUAAAAUAAUACAAAAGACUUACAAAACUCGAUAUAAAUUCGCCCCUAAUAACAGUAAAUAGCAGCACGUACUUCUUCCACUUUGAUGUGGAAUAAAUAACAAAUUAAUUAUGACUAAUAUACAAAGCGAUACUAUCGUUGUUUUUUUUAGUACCAGUAAGAAA
Megachile rotundata (alfalfa leafcutting bee) is the source of this 1277-nucleotide messenger RNA. Its product is annotated as vacuolar ATPase assembly integral membrane protein VMA21 homolog. Gene Ontology annotation, biological process: vacuolar proton-transporting V-type ATPase complex assembly. The record is from RefSeq and is a predicted model, not a curated record. NCBI's taxonomy places the organism in Eukaryota, Metazoa, Arthropoda, Insecta, Hymenoptera, Megachilidae.